GGCGGCCGGGCCGCCUCCAGCGUCGCCGCCAUGGACCUAGGUGGGUGUCCGGCUCCCCGGCCCGGGUCCGAGAGGGCCUGGGCUGAGGGAAAACUCCGCGUCGGGGCGAAGUGUGGAGGGCGGGGGGGGCCCGGCCCCGGCCCACGCCGCCGCGCUCCGCGACCCGCCUCUGGGCCCGUCUCCACGUGAAGGGCGGAGCGGAUGUGCAGUUGGAUGUCCUCAAGGCCAGCGCGCUUCAGGCGCGUCCUUUGGAAAAUGCCGGGCUCCGGGCACGCCCCCGGGAGCCCCGGCCGUCCCGGCGAACUCUUAGGGACUCGCCACCAAGACGCUGGAGCCAGUGUCUGCCGUGCCCGUGCAGUCCUCAUCGGUAAAACGGGCACGGAGCUGUGCCCAUUAGUGUGUGCCAUCACGUGUGUACAGCCCUGGGUACAGUGCCUGGCGCUCACGACCUCAGGUUUAGCAGCUGGGAGGCACGAGAAAGCAAUUGACAUACUCCGAGCAUGGUCCGGGGUGGAUUGAGGACCCUUGAAUAUCUGUGAAGAAAUGACAAUACUGCAUGGGGGCUUCUUGCUGGCUCAGCAGCUGUUCCACCCUAAAGUCCUGACCGAACUGACCAAAUCAGACUGGCAGAGCAUUGGGCGGCCAAUUGUGGAGGCCUUGAGGGAGAUCUCGGCCACAGCAGAUUCACAGUCAUUUUGCUGGAAGAAAAAGGCUCUAAUUGUCAUCUGGACCAAGGUUCUUCAGCCCUCCCCUGCCAGCCCUUCCGACACCGAAACUCGCUGGCAGGAAGAUGUAUUCUUCUCAGUGGGCAACAUGAUCCCGACCAUCAACCACACGGUCCUUUUUGAGCUGCUCAAAUCCUUGGAAGCUUCCGGACUCUUUAUCCAGCUCCUGAUGGCCCUGCCCAACACCAUCUGCCGCUCAGAGCUGGAGCACUUUCUGGAGCACAUGAGCAUUGACACUUCUUCACAGGAUGUGGCCUUCUUCCUCAAUGUCUGGUGGGAGAUGAUGAAGCACAAGGGCAACCAGCAGGACCCCCUGCUCUCCCAGUUUCGGACCAUGGCCCAUCAAUACGCCUCAGCAGCCGAUGAGUUCUCCCACCCGCCAAAGAGGUUUAAGUCGGACCCAGAUGUGAGUCCCAUCAUGCCCUUGCUGGCCAUGCUGCUCAGCGGUCUGAAGCGAAUCCAGAGCAGCAUCCUGUGCCCCAGGAUGAAGUGCUGCGCCCUGGCCAACCUGGCUGACAUGCUCACCGUCUUUGCCCUGAUGGAGGACGACCCCCAGGAAGUGUCUGCCACUGUCUAUCUAGACAAACUGGCCACAGUGAUCUCCGUGUGGAACUCGGACACGCAGAACCCAUACCACCAGCAGGCGCUGGUGGAUAAGGUGAAGGAGGCAGAGCGGGACGUCAGCCGCACCUCUCUGGCCAAGCUCCCAAACGAGACCGUCUUCAUGGGGUUCGAGUUCCUGCGCAGCCUGCUGGGGGAGUGGGGGGAUGAGCUGCAGGCCCUGCUCGACAGCAGCCAGGGCACCAGCUAUGACAGCUACCGGCUCUGCGACAGUCUCACUUCCUUCAGCCAGAACCUGAAGCUGUACCUGGACAACACCUCCUUGUCCAAGGAGGAGCGGCAAGUGGUCUCAGAGCUGGCCGAGUGUGUGGCGGACUUCCUGAAGAAAACAGCCACGGCCCUGAAGCACAAAGGCUUCGAGAAGGAUAUCACGGCCGCCAUCGCCAUGGCCAUAAUCGAGCAGAAGAUGGACCGGCACAUGGAAGUGUGCUACAUUUUUGCUUCGGAGAAGAAAUGGGCCUUCUCCCCCGAGUGGCUGACCUGCCUCGUGAACAACCAGGCCCUCUUCCAAGAGCCAGCGCUGGUGCUGAUGCUGCUGGAGACAGUGAUCGAGGUCAACAUGGCAGACCGAGCCAUCCCCGAAUCUCAGGUCAAGCAAGUGAUCACCUUGAUUCUGGACUGUUAUGCCAACCUGUCGCUGCCUGAUAAAAAUAAAGUCCUCUCUGGCGUCCUUUCUUCCUGGGGGUGGGAGGGGCUCUCUGCAAAGUUGUCGGCUUACUUGGAGGGGUUUCAGGACGACCUCAAUAUGACUUUUAACCAGCUUGUACAGAGCCCCUCCGAGCAAGGCUUGACCAAAGCGGUAGCAUCCGUGGCCCGCCUGAUGAUUCUGAACCCAGAGGUGACGGUGAAGAAGAUGUGUGUCAUGGCUGUCAGCCAUCUCGGUGCCCACAGGUUCCUGGCCCAGAUUCUCACCUCCUUCCCUGCGCUCAAGUGCUUGCACGAGCAGGCUGUGAGUCUGGACUCCACACUCGUGCUGUCGUGCCUCAAAGAAGCCGUCUGGGGGAAGCUGGCAACACCCAAGGAAGAAAAGCAGUUCUUGGAGCUCCUAAACUGCCUGAUGAACCCCGUGAAGCCACAGGGGAUUCCUGUGGCUGCUCUCCUGGAGCCAGAUGAGGUGCUGAAGGCAUUCGUCCUGCCUUUCUUGAUGCUCGAUGUCAAAGAGGUGGAGCUGAGCGUGAAGAUCUUCAUCCAGAGCCUAGAAGCCAACGCAUGCCUAGAGGAAUACUGGCUCCAGACCUGCUCCCCAUUUCCCCUCAUCUUCAGCGUCUGCCAGCUCCUGGAUGGCUUUAGCAAAUACUGGCAGCUGCCCAAGGAGAAGCGGUGCCUCUCCCUGGACGGGAAGGAUCAGGUGAUCCAUAUCCUGGAUCUCCUCUGUGAGGCUGUCUUGGCUAACGUUGAGACCAUCCCUCCCGACACCUGGACCAAGUCGCUGUCGUGGCUCCACCGGAAGCUCGAGCAGCUGGACUGGACCGUGGGUCUAAGACUGAAGAAUUUCUUUGAGGGCCACUUUAAGUGUGAAGUGCCAGCCACACUCUUUGAGAUCUGUAAGCUCUCUGAGGACGAGUGGACCUCACAGGCCCACCCGGGCUACGGGCCUGGCACCGGGCUGCUGGCCUGGAUGGAAUGUUGCUCCAUCUCCAAGGGCAUCUCGGAGCAGAUGCUCUCUCUCUUGGUGAUGGAUUUGGGCAACCCCGAGGAGGUCAGACUGUUCAGCAAGGGCUUCCUGGUGGCCCUGGUGCAGCUGCUGCCGUGGUGCAGCACCCAGGAGUGGCAGUGCCUUCACCAGCUGACCCGGAGGCUGUUGGAGAAGCAGCUCCUGCACGUCCCGUACAGCCUGGAAUAUAUUCAGUUUGUUCCUCUCCUCAACCUGAAGCCGUUUGCCCAGGAGCUGCAGCUCUCCGUUCUCUUCCUGAGAACCUUUCAGUUUCUCUGCAGCCAGAGUUGUCGCAAUUGGCUUCCCUUGGAUGGCUGGUGCCAUGUGGUCAAACUCCUUUGUGGCAGCCUGACCAACCUCCUGGACACCAUCAGGUCGAUACAGUCUGCUGGCCCCUGGGCCCAGGGACAGGAACACGACCUGACCCAGGAAAGCCUCUUUGUUUACACGCAGGUGUUCUGUCAUGUAUUGCACAUUAUGGCCAUGCUCCACCAAGAAGUGUGCGACCCCCUCUAUGUGUUGGCCUUAGAAAUCCUCACCUGCUACGAAACCCUGAGCAAGACCAACCCUUCCGCGAGCUCCGUGUUCCAGAAGGCCAAUGAGCAGCGCUUCUUAAAGUCCAUCGCAGAGAACAUUAGCCCAGAGGAGCGGCGCCAAACUCUGCUGCAGAAGAUCAGCAGCUUCUGACCUCUGCAGGCCAGAACCCAGCGGGGCCUCAACUUGGCAGGCCCCGCGGGGGCAUAAGCUAAGCAGCUCAGACUUUUAGUCUCGUGAACUUGGAUACAAGCUAAAACACCGACAGCAAUAACUGUAAAAAAAAUUAGUUUCUUAGGUAUUUGUUAUAUACAGAGCAUAAUAAAAUUCUCUCGCGUUUCCACUUGUGUCUCGAGUUCAUCAGCCAUGCUAUGGGCUUAGAUGCACUUGAAACUGGGCUCAGCCCAAGUCAAGGUGGAAGACAGGUUUGUAACUGGACUUCACCCUCGAACUUGGCAAAUGAAACCACCCAAGUGGGCAAGUCACAGGGAUGUCCGUGGGCAAAUCACAGGGAGCGACUGUGUAUUCUACACUGAUAACCUCUUCAUAGGGCAUUCUGCAGUACCUUCAAAGGGGCAUCAACUGUGCCAAGAUUUCUAUUUGGUCACCAGUGGGCAGUGAGACAGUAUCUCUCUGUAAAAUAGGACUAGUUCAAGAAAAUAAAAUGUUAGAGGGGUAUGUGCUUAAUUGGUAUCAGACACACUGGUGAUGGGUGUGGGGUUGGAACGAUGUAUAAGAAGUAUAAUAGUAUUGUAAGUCCUGGUACCUCAAUAAAAAUGAUUAAAAAAAUUUUAAGGUAUCUUCUGAAUGACAGGAUUCUGCCAGGAUUAGUUUUGCUUUAUUUGGGGAGGGAGGGUCUGCUCGUAUGCGAAAAAAAAAAAAAAAAUCUUAACAUGGUAUGCAUGGAUCAUGUGGCAGUAAUACUCCACUGAUCUAUAUAUUAUACUGUCCUCUUCUUUUUGGGGGGUCGGGGGCAGACUUGGUGACACUCAAGGGUUACUUCUGGCUCUGCACUCAGGAAUCAUGCCGGUGGUGGUGCUUGGGGUUCAUAGGGGGAUGGGGAUUGAACCUGGGUUGGCCUUAUGCAAGGCAAGUGCCCUCCCGCUGUACUAUCACUCCAGCCCCUGCCAUACAGACUGAACUGUAAACUUGGGCUGAACUCAAGAUCUAGUAAAUGGCAGAGCUGUGUUUAAAAUCUGGGUUUUUCUGCCAGAGGUGAGUUCUGGUUUUUAAGAAUGAGUGGGAAUGGAGUAUAUUGAAGCACAGAAAUGGGACUUUUAAGAGGUCCAGGGUACAAGACAACUUUAACACUGGGUGGCAAGAAAGGGGCAGGGAAAAUGAAUGCCUCUUACCCAAGGGGCAUGAGUCUCCCUUUCCUACGGUGGACUGGCCCUGUGACAAGAGAUUGGUUUCUACAGUCCUAAUGGAAAAGAGUUCUAGGAACACUGCAGUGGAACCCCAAGAGCCUGCUGUGUCUGGAACCAUCAGGCAUCAAAGCAGUGGUUUGCAACCACGUCUCCUGAGGGUCCAACUAUUUCCUGUCCACCAAAAAAAUGCUGCUGUUUAACGUGGUGUGCCUGGAUCAUGUUAGCAGUACUUAUUCUAAAUACUGAUCUAUAGAUAUUUAUAUUCUAGUGUCCUCUAUUUUUUUGAGCCACACCUGGUAAUGCUCAGGGUUUAUUCCUGCUGCACUCAGGAAUCACUCCUGCUGGUGCUUGGAGGAACCAUAUGGGAUGCCAGGGUUUGAGCCUGGGUUGGCCAUGUGCAAGGCAAGUGCCCUAUUGCUGUGCUAUCUCUCUGGCCCUUCUUGUUUCUGCCCCAGCUUUUCAUGACAUAGUUCUUUUCACUGGGCUGGAGUGAUAGCACAGUGGGUAGGGCGUUUGCCUUGCACAUGGCCGACCCGGGUUCGAUUCCUUCACCCCUCUGGGAGAGCCUGGCAAGCUACCCAUGGCGUAUUCAAUAUGCCAAAAACAGUAACGUCUCAACAAUGGAGACGUUACUGGUGCCUGCUUGAGCAAAUCAAUGAGCAACAGGAUGACAGUGACAGUGACAGUUCUUUUCACUGAUCCUCAAGUGUAAAAGGCUGCAAACCACUAUUAGAGGAAGGUAUGUACCAGCUGAAUGCAUGAACAUCUGUGCCCGCCCGACAUCCAGAAUGAACAUGUCAGAAGUAACCACAGU
This is a messenger RNA of Sorex araneus (European shrew), 5715 nucleotides long. It is a transcript of the gene GEMIN4, whose product is annotated as gem nuclear organelle associated protein 4. Gene Ontology annotation, biological process: spliceosomal snRNP assembly; rRNA processing. Bases 544 to 3687 code for a protein of 1047 amino acids. The transcript has 2 exons. Lineage: Eukaryota; Metazoa; Chordata; Mammalia; Eulipotyphla; Soricidae. The record is from RefSeq and is a predicted model, not a curated record. Gene Ontology annotation, cellular component: SMN complex.